This is a messenger RNA of Morus notabilis, 1275 nucleotides long. RefSeq names its product putative deoxyribonuclease tatdn3-A. The record is from RefSeq and is a predicted model, not a curated record. The transcript is spliced from 6 exons. NCBI's taxonomy places the organism in Eukaryota, Viridiplantae, Streptophyta, Magnoliopsida, Rosales, Moraceae. Bases 103 to 996 code for a protein of 297 amino acids. Gene Ontology annotation, molecular function: hydrolase activity, acting on ester bonds.
ACAAACGGCCCUAGGUCUAAGAUCUAACACCAAGUUUUUCUAUGGUUUGCAGAGAAAUAUCUCUAAUAUCUUUUGCACUCAUAUCCCUUCAAACUGAAUAGAAUGAAGGUGUUCGACGCGCACUGUCACCUGCAGGACCCAAGAAUAUGGAGCAAGGCUCCCCAACUGAUUGCAAAAGCUAAUGAAGUUGGAGUGGUCGGCUUUGCGGUCAACGGAGUCUCUGAAAAUGACUGGCAUUUGGUCAAGCAACUCGGUCAAUCUUACCCUGCUUCCAUAGUUCCUUGCUUUGGUCUCCACCCUUGGUUUAUUCAAGAAAGGACUCCGAGUUGGUUCGACACAUUGAAGCAAUUCUUUGAUUCCACCCCCUCUGCUGCUGUUGGGGAGAUUGGGUUGGACAAAAGUUCACGGGGAAAGCAAAUUGAUUUUGCGGAUCAGGUUCAAGUGUUUCAGCAGCAGCUUCAGCUCGCAAAAGACUUGAAACGGCCGGUGUCCGUCCAUUGCGUUCGUGCUUUUGGCGAUCUUCUUCCCAUAGUGCAGCGUAUAGGGCCUUUUCCUGCUGGUGUCAUUCUUCAUUCCUACUUGGGUUCCGCUGAGAUGGUUCCUGAAUUUGCCAAGCUUGGUGCUUACUUUUCAUUCUCAGGAUUUCUCAUGUCUAUGGAACAACGCAAGGCAAAGAAGAUGCUGAAGAUGGUGCCUUCUGAAAGGAUUUUGUUGGAGACGGAUGCACCUGAUGCCCUACCCAAGUCUGCAUCGGAUUCCUUGUAUCUAGUUGAAGGAGAUUCUUACAAUUCCAAAGAGCUUCAACCGCAACAAGGCAUUGACGAUCUUAGUUCUGCAAGUGAUGCAUCAACAAUGCCUAAAGAAACCCUUAAUCAUCCUGCGAACAUUUUGAAUGUGCUCAGUUAUGUUGCAUCUCUGCUCGAGUUGACUAAAGAGGAAGUUGCUGAAGUGAGCUAUCAAAAUGCGAUUCGCCUAUUCUCAUAUAGAGCUCCUUGAAUCACUUUCUGAAAGAUGAAUCAAUCCCUCGUCAAUUUUAAUAAACAAUUGUACAUUUUCACUUGUUUGUUGAUCACUAACUGCAUAUUGGAACGUGUUACUGUACGUGUUUCAGAUCAUAUUUGCAUGCCAUGCUAAUGAUAACUGAUAAGUCAUGCAUCCUCAUGACUAGAGUGGUCAAACGGUAACGGAUUAACAUGUUGUGCCGUGUCAUGCCCCUGUGCUAAUGGGCCGACCAAACCCAUUUCGCAGCUCUACCCAUGACUUUAAACCCUCCAA